AUGUCUGCAAUUAACACUGAAAAUCCACCUAAUAUAUAUGAGAGUUUAGCAGACCAAGCUCCUUCAGCUAUUGCUUAUUGGAAUACACCAGUUCCAACCUACCUGCAAAAUGUUCCUCAACAACCCCCUCCAUAUAAUGGUCUUCCUUCAACCCAGGUGUGGAAUGCAUCCACUGUGGUACCACAAUGGAGAGUGGCUAAUGUAGUGACACCAAAUACAGAUCCAUCAUCUCCUUUUUAUCUAACAUUCCUGAAAAGCAAACCAAGAGCCUUAGGGAUUGUAUUGAUUGUUUCCUCCAUCUUGGAGAUUGGCUUGGGAAUUGGUUUGUGCUUCACAAGUUUCACCAUAACAUUACCAAGUGGUAUUCCUUUUUGGGGGACAGUUUUUUACAUUAUCGCAGGAGCUUUGACCAUUGCGGCUCAAUCUAAACCUAAAGUCUGCUUGGUAAGAGGAUCCCUCGCUUUAAACAUCAUCAGUUCCAUCUUUAGUGUGACUGCUAUAAUCCUAAAUACUAUUGAUCUUGCAACCCUCAAUUGCUAUUACUAUGACUAUGGUUACAACGACUAUGAUUAUGAGUACAGAAGAUGUCAACAAAUACUUUCCGCUACUUACGCAUUGCAAUCUAUUCUUCUGGUGAUAAAUUUGCUGAUAUUCUGCAUAUCUUUCUCCGUCUCAAUUUUUGGAUGCCGUUCACUGUGCAUGUUAUCUUCAAAUAGCCCUCAGGUAUUUUUGAUCCAAAACGAUCUUGUAUCCAUGAAUCCUUCUACAGUUCCAGCCACAGGAUUUUCUCAGCUGUUUGCUCCAGCAAUUGCACCACUCCAACCACCACCACAAUAUGUGUUCCAAGGAGUCAAAGCCGUACCAAUGUCAUAAUCAUCUAUUUAAAAAAAAUGAUGUCUGUUUUUUUUUUUUUUCCAACUCAGCCAUCGAGAACUGUGAAAAAACACACCUGUUUACCAGCACUCAGUUCUGACUCCCUGGCUACCAGACUCUCUGCACUGCAUUUCUGGUUGCCAUCUGUUAAAUUACGCAUAGAUGGGGUCAGGUGUGUCACUGCAGCCAAUGACUGGCCUCAGCAGUGAUGUCCCCCCCCUAGUCAAAUAUUCUGCCAGGCGCUAUGUCAUUUCUGAGGCCAGUCAUUGGCUGCAGCUGCACAUGUGACCCUAUCCAAGCAGGAAAUUACUUGCGGGGACCAGAAAUGAAGUACAGAGAGACCCCGAACCAGAGGGCCAG
Molecule: messenger RNA, 1233 nt
Organism: Bufo gargarizans (Asiatic toad)
Lineage: Eukaryota; Metazoa; Chordata; Amphibia; Anura; Bufonidae
Product: membrane-spanning 4-domains subfamily A member 4A-like
Exons: 6
Coding region: 1-873 (290 amino acids)
Cellular component (GO): membrane
Source: RefSeq, a predicted model, not a curated record